Molecule: messenger RNA, 3145 nt
Organism: Closterium sp. NIES-67
Lineage: Eukaryota; Viridiplantae; Streptophyta; Zygnematophyceae; Desmidiales; Closteriaceae
Source: the annotation of a GenBank genome assembly
UUCGCAUCGCACACGACCAGCCCUCUCUCACUCGGGCCAGAAUGUCGUGUCCGCCCGUUCCUUAUCGUUCUCCCUAGUCGCCUACGCUCCACUUAGCAAGGAGUCAUGUGAUCGCGGGUAAAUAAAUAGUAUUCUUGUUCGUUAUGGCGUCACUUCCACCGGCAUCUGACGCCACCACCACCGCCACCACUGCUACCACGAGUACCGCCUCAGCCGGUCUGCAGCAGCGGUCGCCACAGCUACGGCCCGUAGCUGGUCCACAGCAGCGGUCGCCGCAGAUGCGCGCCGCCAUGGCGCUGGACCAGCCGCUGCUGCCCAUCCUCCAGCCGCCGCCUCCCGACUCGACCACCACGCUGCGCUCCGACGACUCGGCGGCGUCGCUGCUAUCAGCAACGGCUGACGGCCGACUGUUGCGCGAAAGCCAAGCGUCGCGCAAUUCGGAAGACGGGCGGUCUCGCCGCGGACACUCGCCGCCUGCGAUCCACGCAUCCCCACCGCCCGUGCCGUCCCGCCUGCCGUCCGCGCAACACCGCUGGCCGCUGCUCCGCCUGCCGGCCCGCACGGCGUUCCUCGCCCUCGUUGCGCUCCUCGCCGCGCUGCUCGCCGGCGGCUCCCUGCUGCUCGCGUCGUCGCCCGGCCCCCCACCGCGCGACCUGCUCGCGACCACCAGCGACACAGACGAGCGGCCAGCAGGCGACGCAUUGCGCGCUAGUGCGCUGGUGGCGGGUGGGACGGCGGGCGAGAGGCGGACAGGGAAUGCGAGCGAUGGUGAUCCGGAAGGAAGGGGCGGCGCGGAUGGCGAGGAGAGAAGAACAGGAGAGAAGGCGAAGCGGAGUGACGCGGAAAGGGAAGGCGCAGGGGGGGGCGAGGGGAGGGAGAGCAAAGGGCAGCGAGGAAAGGAGCGCGCAGAGCGUGGUGAGGGGAAGGGCGCGCUGGAGAAAGUGGUGGCAGCCGUGGCGGCGAAUGGACGCCGGGCGGGCAGCCGUGGCAGUGAGAGCGGCGCAGCCGGCAGUGGGGGCAGGGGGGAGAGAGGAACGGCACGUGGAGGAGGGGGCGCGGAUGGGCAGGCGGCGGGCGAUGGCGGGGAGACGGCUGGUGGUGGCGAAGGGGUGCUGGAACGAGCGGAGGAGAGGAGGAGAGGAGACGGCGGUGAGGAGACGGGAGUGGGCAGUGAGAAGGAUGGGUCAGGGGGGAAGGGAGGCGGCGAAGCUGGUGAGAGCGAUCAGAUGAGCAAAGCGAAGAGGGGCCACGGGAGGAGAGGGGAGAGAGAGGCGGAUGUGGAGAGAGAAGGCAUGAGCAGCAACCAGAAGCGUGCACAGGGGACAGCGACAGACACUAUGACUCAACGCAAUGUGACUCAACGCAAUGUGACUCAACGCAACGUGACUCAAGGCAGCAUGACUCAAGGCAACGUGGCUCAAGGCAACGUGACUCAACGCAUCGUGACUCAAGGGAACGUGACUCAAGGGAACGUGAAGCAGCACGAGGAGGGCACAGCGGUCGCUGACGGUGCCAGCGCUGAGCCCCUUGCAGCGGCUGGCCCCUCCGCCGCGUCCCGAGCCCUGCACCCCACCUGUGACCUCUCUCGUGGCGAGUGGGUGCCGGCCAGCAGCCCGCCUCUCUACUCGGGCGCCACCUGCCCGUGGCUCAGCCCGCAGUGGGCGUGCCGCAAGGCCAAGGACCGCCCCUCGUUCGCCCACGAGGGCCUGCAGUGGCGCCCGGCCGACUGCGACCUGCCAGCGUUUGACCCCGUUGACUUCCUGCAGCGCAUGCAGCACCGCGCCGUGGCCAUUGUGGGCGACUCGCUGGGGCAGCAGCAGUUCCAGUCGCUGCUCUGCCUGCUGGCCAGCGCCGCCCUGCCAGCAGGCACGGAGGACGUGGCGGGGGAGUGGGGCUUUGUGAACAUCCCCGUGAGCAGCAAGUACAAGCGCCUGCGCCCCACCGGCUAUGCCGUGCGCUUCACCGCCACCAACACCACCGUCGCCUUCUCCUGGAGCUCGUGCCUCUGCAAGAUCGCGUACUACAACAUGAGCGACAUGCUGGAGGGCGGGGCCGCCAUGCACGUGGACCAGCCCGAUGACUUCCUGAGCAAACACCUGGGCCGGCUGGACGUGGUGCUCAUGAACAGUGCGCACCACUGGAGCAGGCACAAGCUGCGGGAGAGCAAGUGGGACGUGCACAUAGCAGGGCAGCCAGUCAACGUCGACGACCCCUCACUGCACCUCGAUGUGCACGUCAAUGCACCGCUACCACCACAGACCCACCAGGCAGCUCAUGGCAACAGCAGCAGUGGCAAUGGCAGCAGCAGUGAGGGCAAGGCAGAGGGCGUCCAGGGCAGCAGCGAGAAGAGCAGUGUGAGUGCGGAGGGCAGCACGGUGCACAUAGAGGGCAACGCUGACGUCAUCCACACCCUGCAGCGCAUCGCCCUGCGCUCCACCAUGGCCUGGCUGCACCGCCAGGUGGCGGAGAGGGACAAGGGAGGAGAGGGUGGAGAGGGGAGAGCAGGAGGAGAGGGUGGGGAGGAUGGGUCACCUGCAGCCGAGGGCGAUGCAGGCAGCAGCAGCAGCAGCAGCGGGCAGCAGCGAAGGCCUCCCCUGCUGCUGUUGCGCACAGCAUCUCCGCGGCACUUCUUUGACGGCGAGUGGAACACACGUGGCCACUGUGACCACAAGCGGGAACCCCUGUCCCUGGCCGCCGUGUUGCCGCUCAACUCGUCUCGCGACCCCCCAGCCGAGGCAGCGGUGGCGGGGCUGCCCUCUCUGCACCUGCUCAACGCGUCGCACCUGUCCUCCUUCCGCGCCGACGCGCACCCGUCGCAGUGGGGCUACCUGCUGGACGCAGCCCACCAGGACUGCCUGCACUGGUGCAUGCCGGGCGUGCCCGACACGUGGAACCAGCUGCUCUACGCGCACAUGCUCAUGAGAGAUAUGCAGCAGGGGGGCGGGGUGGGGGAGGUGCGGGAUCCAGGGGGCGGCAUAGAGGAGAGAGCGGCGGAUGGAGGAGUGGAGAUUGGUGAGGAGCAUGGGAGGUGAAGGGAUGGAGGGCUUGCUGUCUUAACCCAUCAUGUAACGGUAACAAUAAAUGGGCCAACUGAAGAGUUAAUUGUGUUCAGCUGUGUCUUUCGUCUACCAUAUUGGAAGUCCCA